CACUGUUGUGUAUUAAAACACUUUAUGCAGAGCGGUACCGUGAUUUCACAAUACGAGCAAGAUUACCCUAGCGACCCCUUCCCCGUGUAGUAUAACUUGUCUACAGCAGGCUCGAAGGUCGCAUUAGACAUUUGCUGACAAAAAUGCAGCCGAGCAAAGCAAUACUAUUGUUUACAAGUUUCUAUUUUAGUUUUAAAAACUUAAAAAUGGAAGAGCACUCCGGAGUAUUCGUGUUUCAUUUCUUGAUACUCCUUGCGGAGUGUGCACCAAUGGUGCACCUUGAAGAAAUUUAUAAAGAUGCACUGGGUUUGUUUAGUUUGAGGCCAGGGGCUGAUAGUGGCAUAGAAUUUGGCUGUUUUAUGGUUCCCUUGGUAUUGUUGAGUCAGAUUGUGUUUGGAAAACAUUACCCAUUUAUCUUACAAGAUCAGUGGCAGUUGUAUUACAAUGCAGCACUUUUGAUGGGGUUAUCUACAGUCUUGGUGAUAUUGGUGUUAAAUGGAAGACGAAACCUAACAACUUUAGCACUAGUUCCACUGAUUUGUUUUGCUGUCGCCAAAAUCGUACAAUUUGAAUGGAAAAAAGACACAAACGAAGUUUUUCUCGUUUCAUGCCUGUUGUUGUAUUUUGCAAUAUUUCUUUUCAUCGUGAUAUGCCUACCUAACUCGUUUACACUCGGUGAAAUGAUGGUCGUUGCUCAAACUAUGACAAUCCUUCUUAUUGAUAACGGCAUAAGUAUUUACAGCAGGCUUCGUUUCGUCUUUCCUUCCUCCUACUAUACCGCCGUCACCAACGUUGAUGAGCUGCCAUUCGCAAGAUCUGAAGUAACAUUCGUUCUUCAAACAUUUGUUGUUGGAACUCUGAUAACUGGCCUGCUUCUUUUACCUGUGUUUUACUAUCUUAGUAUUGUGAGCGAACCAGCCGAGCUAUGGAUAGGCUGUCUCUCGUUCUAUGCCAUAUGCCUACUUUCAUUUAUGUCUGUCUUUCUACCGUCAUUCUACAUAACACUGGGAGGAGUAAAUCCCGUCCUUUGGGCUGUAAAAUUUUUGUCUUUAAAUCCUACAAGGAUUCGCCUCAUAAUAUAUUGGUUCGCGAUUGUCCUUCUUUCGUUCGCCGUUGUGGUUUGGAAGAGUUCGUAUCACGAGAAGAAAGACGACCGCCCAUUGACUCCCAAUAUCAUAGUUAGAAAGAUUUUCCAUAUCCUAGCUGUAGCUAUAUUCAUCCCUGGAAUCCUUUACGAUCCCUCGUUGCUCCACAUGUGUUCAUCUGUUGCCACCUCGUUGUUUCUGUUCAUAGAGUUUAUUAGAUUUGGUCGAAUCAAACCGUUUGGGGAAAUGUUUCACAGACACCUGUCACCUUUGAUAGAUCAACGAGACUCUGGUCCUCUCAUAUUGACUCAUGUUUAUCUUCUAACCGGCUGUGCACUGCCUUUGUGGCUAUUUCCCUUGGACUAUCACAAGCUGUCUCAAAAUGGAUGCAAUUUGCUGCUUUAUUCUGGUGUGCUCUCAAUCGGCGUUGGAGAUGCAGCCGCCUCUGUUUUUGGUGUAAAGUUUGGCAAACAUCGUUGGAAAGGAACGACGAAGACUGUCGAAGGAACUCUGGCAUCAUGUUUGUCGCAGUUUUUUGUCAUAUUUUUGUUGAAGACAAAUGGAAUGGAUAUGAACCUCGUGUCGGUCGGUCUCGCCGUCGUAUUAUCCUCGUUACUCGAGGCUUUCACGAGUCAGAUCGAUAACCUUGUGUUACCGCUGUACACGUACACCGUGUUGGCAAUGACCUGCGCAACUUAACACUAUCAAACAUCACUCGCAAACAGCGAUGGGUAAAACGUUGGCAGACGGCUCCCCCCUGAAAAUGUCCUCGGAAGAUUCUCGCCUGGGUAAUAUAUUGUGAUGGCAUCGCGGGAACCAGGUGAUCUACCGCUCAUUCUUUAAGCCAAUCAGCGCCCAGAAUGGUUGUCGAGAAAGAAAUCAAUUCUGCUUUAAUCCUGCAGUAUUUAUUUGAUUAUAUUUUUGUUAUUCCUGAUGAAACUAUAGACGGAAAUCGUGUGAUUAUGUUUAGUUAUAUGAACUAUAGCUCUGACAUCAUUUUAAACCGAAAUGAAGUAUAUUCAAGAGAUAUUAAGUUGUUUCAACCAAGAAAUAGAUUUGACAACCAGUCCCAGUUCUCUCCCGCCAUUCCUUGAAGGGACUACGUUAUUGGCCCAUGCAGUUGACCGCGUGACGAGAUGCAAUGUUGACGACUUCGUACAGGUUUCGUCAGGUGCUCGCGUGGACUUCGUAUUCGUAUAUAUACGAUCUUUAAGACGAUGGGAAAAAAACUAGUAUAUAAUACUUAAAUAAUGCAUGUAAUAAUUAGACAUAUUUCGUUAGCAAAAAUAUAGUCGAUUCAAGUCAUAUCGAACAAUUAGCCUUCUUAAGACAACAUGUAAUAUGAUUAUGAAAUGCACAGAU
Messenger RNA from Dendronephthya gigantea, 2447 nucleotides. RefSeq names its product dolichol kinase-like. Gene Ontology annotation, molecular function: dolichol kinase activity. The record is from RefSeq and is a predicted model, not a curated record. Gene Ontology annotation, cellular component: endoplasmic reticulum membrane. Bases 144 to 1784 code for a protein of 546 amino acids. Gene Ontology annotation, biological process: dolichyl monophosphate biosynthetic process. NCBI's taxonomy places the organism in Eukaryota, Metazoa, Cnidaria, Anthozoa, Malacalcyonacea, Nephtheidae. The transcript is spliced from 13 exons.